AUGGCAGAGCUAAUCUGCUCAGUCGGAGGACAAGGGAUUGCGUCCGGAUUUCGCGACGCCAUUUCACUAGCAUGGCGACUUACUCUGCUAUGUCACCAUCAUCCAACCACCCCCCGAUUCCACGAACAAGUCCUCGCUGCGUGGUAUCAGGAACGAAAGCAGCAACUUGAGAAGUCUCUGGCUUCGACCAUCGAGAACGGGAAGUUUGUGUGCGAAGCCCACUUCGGCAAGAUCCUUGUACGGGACUGGUAUCUUUGGCUUGUUCAGUUAGUUCCUAGCUGGAAGCGCCACCUCCAGUUGGGGCAACGAAAGGACGGGCUGAUCCGGUAUGUACAUUCUGAAGGCAUGCCCUUUUUGCCGGAGCUCAACGGAGGCCUGAACCUACCUCAAGUCUUCUGCAAGGAUAUGAACGGAAAAGUAUUUUUCACAGACGAUGUCAUCUUCCGAUGUAAGCAAACGAGUAUCUUCCGGCUAUUCGUUUAUAUGCGCAAUGAUGAGGAGCUAGCGUUUACUCGGACGGUUCUGCGGGCAGUGGAGGAGCUAUCACGAGGCGAAUUUGCUGCCGACCACGUUCCCUUCGUCAUUGAAAAGAUCACUAAACACGGAGCUGAAAAUGACACGAACCUGUUUCAGAUCGCUAGCGCUGAAGAGUUUGCCCGGUCACCGCUCUGUCGUGGCCGCCCCGAGCCUACUUAUUAUGAACCAUUCCUGAUUCGCAGGGAGGUGCGCGCAAGGUAUAUCAUUGUGCGUCCAGAUCGAAUUGUCUUUGCAGCUUGUGAAGAUGAGCAAAGUUUGAAGACGGCUAUUGGUCGUAUCAAGGACAUCCUGCGUUGCUAG
This is a messenger RNA of Aspergillus oryzae RIB40, 837 nucleotides long. RefSeq lists its product as uncharacterized. The coding region runs from base 1 to 837 and encodes 278 amino acids. NCBI's taxonomy places the organism in Eukaryota, Fungi, Ascomycota, Eurotiomycetes, Eurotiales, Aspergillaceae. The record is from RefSeq and is a predicted model, not a curated record. The transcript has a single exon.